AUGAUCAAAAACCAAUCUAAAACACUGAAUGCGUGUUGCGCAGAAUACGAGCGCCGAUACGGACGAAAGCCUCCUCUCCAUUUUGAUAAAUGGUUCCGCGCAGCUCAGAAGCAAAAAUUUCUCUUGACAGACGAGUUUGAUUCCAUGAUGGCAACACUGGAUCCAUUAUGGGGCGUAGCUCCAUCUGAUAUCCGAGCUCGUCUAGAGAAUGUAAUCAUUGCGAGUCAGGGGGAGGGUAUGUACCGGUUUACAGUUUCUCAAGGCACAGAACCCUCAUUUCACAAUCCGCCAGACUGGAUGGGGCAAAUAUUUAGCCCCUGGUUUGACUCAGAAAUCCUCCAAACCUUACCUAAUAUGACUCUUGCGAUGAAUACCAUGGAUGAACCCAAAGUCGUGGUACCUUACGAUAUGUUAUCACAUGUUCUGCGCGCUGCUCGAGAUUCGCACGAAGGCCCUCUGUUACCUGGGAAAAAUCCCGAUCUUGCUCAGCAUGUCGACUUUUUGAAUAUCGGCAAACAAAAUACUUGGGAUGCAUUUUCACUUUCUUGUUCUCCUGACACCGCAGCGCGAGACUUUUCCCUCGAGGCCACCAAAUCACCCUUUCUCACUCAAAUGGGAUUUAUCUCAAACGUGACGUUGAGUAAAGACGUUUGUGAAUUCCCCGAACUUCACAAUAUUCAUGCUGGUCUGCGUCACCCGGAAUCAAUGACGAUAACCCAUGCGUUAGUCCCGGUCUUUUCUCAGGCAAAAGCCUCCUGCUUCAAUGACCUACUAUACCCAAGCCCAUUUUAUGCGGAAAAAUUACGAACGGGGGAGUAUAAGGAGAAGCAGGAUCCCGACUGGGAAGAAAAAGAGAACGUUGUUUAUUGGACUGGUUCAAACACGGGAGGCCACUCUACGACCGAGAACUGGCGGUCUUUACAGCGCCAGCGCUUGGCAUUGUUAACAAUGGACGAAAACCAUCAUGUCACCCUACUGAAUCGAACCAUGCAACCGCAAGGCUCAGAGUGGCAAUCAAUCAAUUCCACUUUUGCAGCCAUUUCCAACUCCACCAGGGUGCGAAUUUCGGCCGCCAUUCAAUGCGACAAUCUCGCGUGCAAGGAACAGAACGAUGAGUUGAAAAUCAAAAGUGGCAACAGAGACGACAUUGUCGACGGCUAUAAGGCACAGUAUAAUCUUGACAUUGACGGAAAUGGUCUCAGUGGGCGCUUUUAUCGUCUCCUCAUGUCUAAAUCAGCCGUUUUGAAGCAAAGUCUCUAUCAGGAGUGGCACGAUGACUGGCUAAUUCCAUGGCUGCAUUACAUACCGAUCAGCAUGGAUCUUCGAGAUUUUCCUGAAAUUGUCCGUUACUUGACCCAGGAGCCAGAGGGACAGGCUCUAGGCAAAAAGGUUGCUCAGAGCAGUUAUGAGUGGUCGCGCCUUGUACUUCGCAGUGAAGACAUGAGACUUUUCUGGUGGCGGCUAAUGCUUGAAUAUGGAAGGCUUUUGAACGAUGAUCGUGACCAAAUGUGGUACGGUCAUUAG
Penicillium maclennaniae is the source of this 1524-nucleotide messenger RNA. RefSeq lists its product as uncharacterized. NCBI's taxonomy places the organism in Eukaryota, Fungi, Ascomycota, Eurotiomycetes, Eurotiales, Aspergillaceae. The record is from RefSeq and is a predicted model, not a curated record. The coding region runs from base 1 to 1524 and encodes 507 amino acids. The transcript has a single exon.